ACGUCACAUCAAAGCGAGUGAGCAGCAGAGGUCUGAGAUCCGCGGCGCUCUCUGCGAGUCUGAUGCGAACGAAAACAGACUUUUGUCUUCAAACGCCGAAAUUGUCGUCGAUAAAGCGCGUCGUUCUAGCGCAGAUGGGCUUCAGUGAACGCACAGGAGCUGAAUUGAAACCCGUUUUGGCGAUGACAGGCGUUUGGUGAGUAGCAAGUGCACAGAGCUCCAGACGCCUCUCUUCAUUGUGAACGCUCCACAGUCUACUACUAACAGGCACGAUGCAGACUCUGCAAAAAGAUUGAAGAGUCAGGCCGCAACAGCAGCGCCAUGGCAGACAGAAGACAACUGUUUGCUGAAAUGCGUGCACUAGAUCUGGACUCUAUCAGACUGUCCACAUACAGGACAGCAUGCAAGCUGAGAUUCAUUCAGAAGAGGUGCAAUUUGCAUUUGGUGGAUAUCUGGAAUAUUAUAGAGGUUUUCCGGGAAAACAGACUCCACUCCAUGGACCUCAACACAGAGUUCUCAGUGUCACAUUUGCAAGCAAUUCUGUCCACCAUCUUUUACCAGCUAAACAAGCGCUUGCCCACAACCCACCAGAUCAAUGUAGACCAGUCCAUCUCGUACCUCCUCAACUUCCUGUUAGCGGCCUACGACCCGGAAGGAGUGGGAAAGAUCUCGGUUUUUGUGGUGAAGAUGGCCCUGGCUGCUCUCUGUGGAGGGAAGAUUUUGGAUAAACUAAGAUAUGUAUUUUCACAGAUAUCAGACCCAAACGGAGUGAUGAUAUACUCACAGUUCGACCACUUCCUAAGAGAGGUACUGAAACUGCCCAUGACGGUUUUUGAGGGACCGUCUUUUGGCUACACUGAGCAGUCCACAAGAACCUGCUUUCCGCAAGAGAAAAAAGUCUCGCUCAAUGUGUUUCUUGACACGUUCGUGUCGGAUCCUCCUCCUCAGUGUCUGGUUUGGUUACCGCUGAUGCAUCGGCUGGCAAAUGUUGAGAACGUCUUCCAUCCUGUGGAGUGCUCCUACUGCCACAGCCAGAGCAUGAUGGGAUUCCGCUACCGGUGUCAACAAUGUGAUAAUUAUCAACUCUGCCAAGAGUGUUUCUGGAGGGGCCAUGCCUCGGGCAGCCAUAGCAACCAGCACCAGAUGAAGGAGUACAUGUCAUGGAAAUCUCCAGCUAAGAAGUUGUCAGACGCUCUCAGUAAAUCUCUGAGUUGUGCCUCCAGUCGAGAGCCUCCUUACCCGACGUUCUUCGAAACGUCCGAGAAACCACUCAACCUCACUCACGUUAUGGACACAUGGCCUCCCAGACCUGUGACCAGUGGAAAUGAAUACAUACUCUCUCACUCCAUGCCUUCCUCAGGAAACCCUUACUCCAGCAAAACAGGUGCUCACGAUGAGACGAAGCAAAUGUUUUCCCGGACGACCCCAGAUCUUUUAAAAGGGAAAGGGGUUCAGUACAGCCUCGAUAUUGCGGAUAGGCUCGCUGAUGAGCACAUACUUAUCGGCCUUUAUGUGAAUCUCCUCCGAAAGGACCGUUCAUGUUUCCAGGAGAGCUGUAAAAACCAAGAUGAUGAGCACUUCCUCAUUGCCCGUUACGCCUCCCGAUUGGCUGCUGAUGGAGCUGCAGUGAAGACCAGAGUCCCGGCAGACAUCUCUCUCUGUCUGGACUCCAACAAACAGCAGCGACAACUUAUUGCCGAGCUAGAGAACAAGAACAAGGAGAUUUUGCAAGAGAUCCAACGCCUGAGGCAACAACAUGAAGAAGCUUCCCAGCCUCCGUUAGACAAAAGCCAACAAAAGCCAACGUUACUGGCUGAACUGAGACUGCUCAGGCAGAGGAAGGAGGAGUUGGAGCAGAGGAUGUCGGCCCUUCAGGAGAGCCGUCGAGAACUCAUGGUCCAACUAGAGCAGCUCAUGCUUCUGUUAAAGGAAGAAGAGCUAAAAAGAGCCAACCAGGGCCCUGGCCCCUCCCCUCGCUCCUCCCCCAGCCACACCAUCAACACAUCCAUCCAAUCAGUGUCCGGCAAUACCACACCCAUCCCCAUGCCCGUCCAAUCAACAUCCAGCAAUACCACACCCAGUCAGACACCUCAGGACUCGCUCAUGGGCCUGGGAGGAGAGGUGCAGCAGGCCUUCGCUCAGGGCUCCAGAAGGAACUUCAGAAAUGAUCUCCUGGUAGCUGCAGACUCCAUAACCAACACAAUGUCUUCAUUGGUGAAAGAACUUAACUCAGAGGCGGGGAGUGAAACAGACAGCAUCUCUGACCUCACGUUCCCAACAUCAGACGUUCUCCAUGCCAGGAGCUCUCCAAGAUCAGGGGCAGCAGGUAAGCUGGAGUCUGGGGAUUUCUAUGGACAUGAUCUGGAAAAGCAGCUGAACAGAGAGCUGAAGAUGGAACAGGACAAGAACGUCCUGGGAGGAGGAUCGAGCGACUCUGAAGCACUGUGCAACCAGGCCUGAGUUGGAACAUGCCACACUUCUGAAAAGCAUCAACAAUACUGUGGUUUCAUGAAAUUCACCCAAAACUUUGUACCUCUGCAUUCAGUGGAAGAUAUUAUUUGACUCCAAAGAGCACACAGUACAUUUACCAUGCUCUAUUAUUCAACUUGCAAUGUUUUAUGAAACAGACAUUUUUGAGACAAAUAUAUGAGACAGCAUCUGACACUACUGAAUGUGCUGUUAUGUUGAUAAAGGAGCGACAAGAUGCCCUUUGAAAAAGCAUUAUUUGGUGUAAGAUAUGUUGAUCUAGAAGAGAAUUUUCAUGCUUGAUUUGAUUUUGUCAGUGAAUAUAAUUCCUUGUAAAGACUGUCUGUAGUAGACGGGUUAAGGAAGACUGGUUUGGCUUUGACCAUCUCCAGACUCUUUCAUUGAUGUGUUUUCUUUGAUAUGCUACUGUCACACUGCAGCGCUCACAUUCUUCUCACGGUUUACUCCAGACGGACAGACAGUUAUACAGCAGAACUACAACAACAACAACAAAAAGCAGCAUCUGCACCCUGCUGCCAACCAUUGCACUUUUCAGUGAUUUUGCAUGGGACUAAAUAAAAAUAA
This is a messenger RNA of Sinocyclocheilus anshuiensis, 3051 nucleotides long. It is a transcript of the gene dtna, whose product is annotated as dystrobrevin, alpha. Gene Ontology annotation, molecular function: zinc ion binding. Bases 322 to 2460 code for a protein of 712 amino acids. Lineage: Eukaryota; Metazoa; Chordata; Actinopteri; Cypriniformes; Cyprinidae. The record is from RefSeq and is a predicted model, not a curated record. Gene Ontology annotation, biological process: synaptic signaling. The transcript has 24 exons. Gene Ontology annotation, cellular component: synapse; plasma membrane.